UGCAUCCCUUUGAGGGUCGUGGGCAGACGCCAUUUUGGCCCCAGAGGUGUUUCUGGGAAGUAGAUCGCCGAGCCGCACGCCUGCUGGCCUGCCGGGUGCGGCCUCUUGUGUCGCGGCUUUUAGUGUUUGCGACUGCUGCUGCUGCGGUUUUAUUCUCCUCAUCCUCGAAACCCUCUAGUCGAGCGGGAACCUCUGAGCACUGGGCCGCGCCAUUGGGGUUCACACCGCCAGGAAGGAGGUGACGGGGGCGGCGCGGGGCGCGGACACUCCCCGCCGAGAGCCCGCCUGCCAUGGAUUCGGAAUAUUACAGCGGCGACCAGUCAGCAGAUGAUGGUGGCGCUACCCCAGUACAGGAUGAACGGGAUUCAGGGUCAGACGUUGAGGAUGAUGUAAAUGAGCAACACUCUGGAUCAGACACUGGAAGUGUAGAACGUCAUUCAGAGAAUGAACCUAGUGAUCGAGAGGAUGGCCUCAACAAAAGACAUCAUGUGACGGAUUCUGAGAAUGAUGACCCCUCAAACCUUAAUGCCAGUGACUCUGAAAGUGAGGAGCUUCAAAGGCAAAAGGACAGUGACUCUGAAUCUGAGGAGCAUGCAGAGCCUGUUGCAAGUGAUUCUGAAAAUGAGGACACUCAUCAGCGUGCGAGUGACUCUGAGAGUGAGGAGACCAGGAAGCUACCUGUCAGUGAUUCGGAAAAUGAGGACCUUCUUAAUGGGCACGCAACUGAUUCAGAAAAUGAAGAUGUUAGAAAGCAUCCUGCCAGUGAUUCAGAGAUGGAAGAGCUCCCCAAAAGUCCUGCUAGUGACUCUGAAACAGAGGAUGUUCUAAAACCUCAAAUCAGUGACUCCGAGAGUGAGGAGCCCCCACAGCACCAGGCCAGUGAUUCCGAAAACGAGGAGCUUCCCAAGCCUAGAAUUAGUGAUUCGGAAAGUGAGGAGCUUCCUAAGCCUCGGGUCAGUGACUCAGAGAGUGAGGAGCCUCAGAGGACUCAGGCCAGCGACUCGGAAAAUGAGGAGCUUCCCAAACCCCGUGUCAGUGACUCAGAAAGUGAGGACCCACCACGGCACCAAGCCAGCGACUCAGAAAAUGAGGAGCUUCCCAAACCCCGUGUCAGUGACUCGGAAAGUGAGGGACCCCCACGGCACCAAGCCAGCGACUCAGAAAAUGAGGAGCUUCCCAAACCCCGUGUCAGUGAUUCGGAAAGUGAGGACCCCCCAAGGAACCAGGCCAGUGAUUCAGAAAACGAGGAGCUUCCCAAGCCCCGAGUCAGUGACUCUGAGAGCGAGGAGCCUCAGAAGGGACCCGCCAGUGAUUCAGAAACUGAGGAUGCCUCCAGGCACAAAGAGAAGCCAGAGUCGGAUGAGGACAGCGAUGGGGAGAACAAGGGAGAGGAUGCAGAAAUGCAGAAGGACUCCUUUCGUUCAGAUAGCCAUAUAGACAGAAAAAGGAUCCAGAGUUCAGACAGUGAGGAGGAGGAACCCAAAAGGCCAAAAAUUGACAGUGACGAAGAUGAAGAAAAAGUCGGGGAAGAGGAGAAAGUAGCAAAGCGAAAAGCUGCUGUGCUUUCUGACAGUGAAGAUGAAGAGAAAGCAUCAGCAAAGAAGAGUCGGGUUGUCUCUGAUGCAGAUGACUCUGACAGUGAUGUUGUAUCAGAUAAACCAGGCAAGAGAGAGAAGACUCUAGCUUCUGACAGUGAAGAAGAAGCAGGAAAAGAAGAAUUGUCUGAUAAGAAGAACGAAGAGAAGGAUCUGUUUGGGAGUGAUAGUGAGUCGGGGAACGAAGAAGAAAAUCUUAUUGCAGACAUAUUUGGAGAAUCUGGUGAUGAAGAGGAAGAAGAAUUUACAGGUUUUAACCAAGAAGAUUUGGAAGAGGAAAAAAGUGAAACCCAGGUAAAAGAAGCAGAAGAUUCAGAUUCUGAUGAUAACAUAAAGAGAGGAAAACAUAUGGACUUUCUGUCGGAUUUCGAGAUGAUGUUGCAGCGGAAGAAGAGCAUGAGCGGCAAGCGCAGACGGAAUCGUGAUGGCGGUACUUUCAUCAGUGACGCCGAUGACGUAGUGAGUGCCAUGAUCGUCAAGAUGAAUGAAGCUGCCGAGGAAGACAGACAGUUGAACAAUCAAAAAAAGCCAGCACUGAAAAAAUUAACAUUAUUGCCGACUGUGGUCAUGCACCUUAAGAAGCAAGACCUUAAAGAAACAUUUAUUGACAGUGGUGUGAUGUCUGCCAUCAAAGAAUGGCUCUCCCCUCUACCGGAUAGGAGUUUGCCAGCACUAAAGAUUCGAGAGGAGCUGUUGAAGAUUCUACAAGAGCUACCUAGUGUGAGCCAGGAGACCCUGAAGCAUAGUGGGAUUGGACGAGCAGUGAUGUAUCUCUAUAAACACCCCAAGGAAUCAAGGUCCAACAAGGAUAUGGCAGGGAAAUUAAUCAAUGAAUGGUCUCGGCCUAUAUUUGGUCUUACCUCAAACUACAAAGGUAUGACAAGAGAAGAAAGAGAGCAGAGAGAUCUAGAACAAAUGCCUCAACGACGGAGAAUGAACAGCACUGGUGGCCAGACACCCCGAAGAGACCUGGAAAAGGUGCUGACAGGAGAAGAAAAAGCUCUCAGACCUGGAGAUCCUGGAUUCUGUGCCCGUGCGAGGGUCCCCAUGCCCUCAAACAAGGACUACGUUGUCAGACCUAAGUGGAAUGUGGAAAUGGAGUCAUCCAGGGUGACUUUCCUUGCCUCAGAAGAUCAGUCAUUCUUCAUGCCGGCACUGUUUGAAGUUUCAGGGGACCUCCAAGAAGGGUAUCAGUCGACUGGAUAAACAGAUGAGAAAGUUCACAGAUAUCAGGAAAAAAAGCAGAUCUGCACACGCAGUGAAAAUCAGCAUCGAGGGCAAUAAAAUGCCAUUGUGACCUUGCCUGGGAUGUGUCCCCAUCUCUAAGAAAUGCGCAAUGGACUCUUUGGAGAAAGAAGAGGAUAUUUUAAAUUUUUUUUUUUUUUUUAGUGUUUCUGUAAAUGCUUCUGCUUGUAUCAAAUGUCAUAGGACUUGCAUUUCUCUCACUUGUAUUUAAAACUGUUGUGUACUUUGUACAGAAGACUACUACUCAUACUUCUAUAAACUUUACACAAUAAAGUUCCAUUCUGGUUUUGG
Molecule: messenger RNA, 3131 nt
Organism: Acinonyx jubatus (cheetah)
Lineage: Eukaryota; Metazoa; Chordata; Mammalia; Carnivora; Felidae
Gene: IWS1
Product: interacts with SUPT6H, CTD assembly factor 1
Exons: 15
Coding region: 291-2801 (836 amino acids)
Biological process (GO): poly(A)+ mRNA export from nucleus
Cellular component (GO): nucleus
Source: RefSeq, a predicted model, not a curated record